AUGGAGGAGCAAACCCAAAGCAAUUGGCCAACGGGUGGAGACGGUAUAGCUACGAGACAGGCCAUGAGUGAUAGCGAAAAACCGACUGGGAUAGAUAUUCCUAGGAAAAACACGAACGAUUACAAUAGCGAGGCGGCUGGAAAUGAUGGGAUCACGCCCUCGUCGAUUUCCCCUCUUCUUUUAAGCAAAAAUACUAAGAAAGCGAUGCAGUCGAUUGCCCCAAUCCUGGAAGGAUUUAAUCCGAAAACUUCCAACAGCGAGAACAUGUCUCUUAAAUUACCUCCUCCCUCACUGCCUAAAAGCGAGGCUUUAAACGAACUCGAAUUCGAGGCUGCCAUUCAAAGAUCUAUGAGCAUGGGCUCUUCGCCGGAAAUACUUACCAUGCCCGCUGGGAAUACGUCGGAUUCUGCAAUAUUGGAUGCAAGUAGUAGUGUGUUAUCGUCGGAUAACCAACCUAUCGCAGAUAUCUCUUUCCCUCCAUCUAUCACUACCACAAACAACUCUUCGCUGCUGGGAUCUCCUACGGGUUUUACCACACCAACUGCAACUGCAUCCUCGGUAGCAACUGUUGGUGCGCCGUCUACGCCAAGUUCCACAGCCUCCUCUAGAAAGGGCUCGACAAGUCAUCCGAAACCUGUGCUACCUAGAAUAGGUAAGAUUGGUGUCUGUGCGAUGGAUGCCAAAGUUUUGUCCAAACCUAUGCGCCAUAUACUGAAUAGGUUGAUCGAAAACGGGGAAUUCGAAACUAUCAUCUUUGGAGAUAAAGUUAUUCUUGAUGAAACGAUCGAGAACUGGCCCACUUGUGACUUCCUCAUUUCCUUUUUUUCGACAGGAUUCCCAUUGGAUAAAGCCAUCUCGUAUGUUAACUUGCGGAAACCGUUCUUGAUCAACGACUUGGUUAUGCAAAAAGCUUUAUGGGACAGAAGAUUAUGUCUGCAAUUGUUAGAAGCGUCUAACGUACCAACACCACCCAGAUUGGAGAUAUCGAGGGACGGUGGACCAAGAGCCAAUCAAGAGUUGAGGGCAAAGUUGCUAGAAAAGGGUGUCAACUUGAAACACUUGGAUGAACCCCAGUUCAGAAUGGUGGACGAUGACACAUUGGAAGUUGACGGCAAGACAAUGACGAAACCGUUUGUCGAAAAGCCGGUCGAUGGGGAGGACCACAACAUUUACAUAUACUAUCAUUCAAAGAAUGGAGGUGGUGGACGUCGGCUUUUCAGGAAGGUCGGAAAUAAAUCUUCUGAGUUUGAUCCGACGCUACUGCAUCCUAGAACGGACGGGUCGUACAUUUACGAAGAGUUUAUGGACACGGAUAAUUUCGAGGAUGUUAAGGCAUAUACGGUUGGUGAGAAGUUCUGUCAUGCAGAAACAAGAAAGUCCCCCGUGGUAGAUGGUAUAGUUCGGAGGAAUACGCACGGUAAAGAAGUAAGAUACAUUACCGAACUUUCUGAAGACGAAAAGGAUAUUGCACAUCACGUAUCAAAAGCCUUCUCUCAGAUGAUAUGUGGGUUUGAUUUGUUAAGAGUUGGCGGGAAAAGCUACGUUAUUGAUGUCAAUGGGUUUUCAUUCGUGAAAGAUAACUCUGCCUAUUAUGAUUCUUGUGCCAAAAUCUUGAGAGAGACUUUUAUUCAAGCGAAAAAGAAAAUGGAUGUUGAAAAGAGGAAGCUACCGCAAAUCAGGGAAGAGAAAAGCCAAAAAUGGGUAUUUAAAGGUCUUGUCACAAUCAUACGCCAUGCUGACAGGACUCCGAAACAAAAGUUCAAGCAUUCUUUCACCUCACCAAUAUUCAUUUCAUUGUUAAAGGGCCACAAAGAAGAGGUUGUAAUUAGAAAUGUCAGUGAUCUGAAAAUUGUUUUACAGGCACUAACUAUCGCUUUGGAAGAAAAAGCAGAAGACAUUGCUAAAUUGAACCUACUGUAUAAAACCCUGGGCAAAAAAAUAGAUCUACCUGGGACCAAAAUCCAAUUGAAGCCUGUUAUGGACAAGGAUAACAACGUUGAAAAAGUGCAGUUUAUUCUAAAAUGGGGAGGAGAGCCAACACACUCUGCUCGUUGGCAAGCUACCGAAUUAGGUGAGCAAAUGCGCCAAGAUUUCGACUUGCUAAACAAAAGUGUUUUGCAAAACAUCAAAAUAUUUUCGUCGUCUGAGAGACGGGUUUUGCUCUCUGCACAAUUUUGGGCCGCGGCUUUAUUCGGUGACGACGAUUAUAGUAGUGAAGAGACUAGUAUCAGAAAAGAUUUAUUAGACGACAGCAAUGCUGCCAAGGACCUGAUGGAUAAAGUUAAAAAGAAGCUGAAACCACUUUUACGUGAGGGUAAAGAGGCUCCACCUCAGUUCACCUGGCCUGCCAAGAUGCCUCAGCCCUAUCUUGUGAUCAAAAGGGUUGUCGAAUUAAUGAAUUAUCACAAGAAAAUCAUGGACAAUAACUUCGCCACAAGAGAUGUUGACACCAUGCAGUCUAACUGGUGUUGCUCGGAGGACCCAAGUUUGUUCAAAGAGAGGUGGGACAAACUGUUCAAAGAAUUUGCGUUCGUUGACAAAGUCGAUCCAUCCAAGAUCUCAGAGUUGUAUGAUACUAUGAAGUACGAUGCACUUCAUAAUAGACAUUUCCUGAAAAAUAUUUUCGAUCCACACGAACGCAGUGGACUGAUUGAUAAUGAACUUGACAGACAUUCGUUAGUUGAUAGAUAUCCAAUUAAUGUCCUCGCAAAGAACAACUUCAAGAUAGUAGAUAACCAAAAUUCCAGUAAUGACUCUUUGUCCAACAAAACAGUGGGUUCUUUAGGGUGGGUAUUAGAGAGCUGUAAGAAGCCAAUAGAUGACUCAAAAUUAACGUCUCCGUUUGACGAACACAAAUAUAAACAGCUCAGAGAGCUGUACAAGCUGACAAAAGUCUUGUUUGAUUUUAUUUGUCCGAAAGAGUACGGGAUUCAGGAUGCAGAAAAAUUGGAUAUAGGUCUGCUCACCUCACUACCGCUGGCAAAGCAAAUUCUGAAUGAUAUCGAUGAUAUGAAAAAUAGAGAAUCGCCUGCUUGUGUGGCGUAUUUUACCAAGGAAUCGCACAUAUACACAAUGUUGAACAUUCUUUACGAAUCUGGUAUCCCGAUGAGGAUUGCGAGAAACGCCCUUCCAGAGUUUGAUUAUUUGUCACAAAUUAACUUCGAACUAUACGAAAGUACGGAUGCAUCUGGCCAAAAAUUACAUUCCAUUAGAUUGAAAAUGUCGCCAGGUUGCCAUACCCAAGAUCCGUUAGAUGUCCAGCUGGAUGAGAGACAUUAUAUCAGCUGCAUUCCCAAACUUUCGUUGACAAAACACUUAGAUAUGGACUACGUGCAACAGAAACUGAGAAACAAGUUUACAAGAGUGAAUAUGCCAAAGAAAUUCACACCAGUCAAUAUCACCAGCCCGAACCUAACUUUUAGAAAACCUGGUUCUAUUGAUGAGAAGAAAAACCCGGAACCAAAUUCUGGAGUAACCACUCCCAACAUCCCAGCAACAAUGUCGCAUUCGUCCUCGAACCUUUCCAUCGAUGGUACAUUAAAAGGUAAUUGA
Molecule: messenger RNA, 3552 nt
Organism: Huiozyma naganishii CBS 8797
Lineage: Eukaryota; Fungi; Ascomycota; Saccharomycetes; Saccharomycetales; Saccharomycetaceae
Gene: VIP1
Product: inositol polyphosphate kinase VIP1
Exons: 1
Coding region: 1-3552 (1183 amino acids)
Biological process (GO): inositol metabolic process; inositol phosphate biosynthetic process
Cellular component (GO): cytosol
Molecular function (GO): metal ion binding; 5-diphosphoinositol pentakisphosphate 1-kinase activity; inositol hexakisphosphate kinase activity
Source: RefSeq, a predicted model, not a curated record